CCAGUCCUUUGGCACCUCCUCCACUUCCGCCUGCCCUUCCCAGCCAGCCGUUGCGCCGGGUGGAGUGCGUGCUGACGUCAGUGGCGUGCCCCUGUCCGGGAGCGGAGGAGACCCCGCGCAGUGCUGCCAACGCCCCGGCGGAGAAGCUGAGAUUACAUUGGAUUUGAAAUACUGAAAGUGGAUACAAAAACUCUUCAACAAUGCAGACUAUUAAGUGUGUGGUUGUGGGUGAUGGUGCCGUUGGUAAGACAUGUCUUCUGAUUUCAUAUACAACAAACAAAUUCCCAUCUGAAUAUGUACCCACGGUAUUUGACAACUAUGCAGUCACUGUUAUGAUUGGUGGAGAGCCAUAUACUCUUGGACUGUUUGAUACUGCAGGACAGGAAGAUUAUGACAGAUUACGACCCCUCAGUUAUCCACAGACAGAUGUAUUUCUUGUCUGUUUUUCAGUGGUAUCCCCAUCCUCGUUUGAAAAUGUGAAAGAAAAGUGGGUACCAGAGAUUACUCACCACUGUCCAAAGACUCCUUUUUUGCUUGUUGGGACCCAAAUUGAUCUCAGAGAUGACCCUUCUACUAUUGAGAAACUUGCCAAGAACAAACAGAAGCCCAUCACUCCAGAGACUGCUGAAAAGCUGGCCCGAGACCUGAAAGCCGUCAAAUACGUGGAGUGUUCUGCGCUCACACAGAAAGGCCUAAAGAAUGUAUUUGACGAGGCGAUACUGGCUGCCCUGGAGCCUCCGGAACCGAAGAAGAGCCGCAGGUGUGUGCUGCUAUGAACAUCCCUCCAGAGCCCCCUCUGCAAAGCUGGUGUCGGCAUCAUACUAAAAGCAAUGUUUAAAUCAAACUAAAGAGAAAUUAAAAUUCGUUUUUGCAA
Messenger RNA from Dromiciops gliroides (monito del monte), 874 nucleotides. It is a transcript of the gene CDC42, whose product is annotated as cell division cycle 42. Lineage: Eukaryota; Metazoa; Chordata; Mammalia; Microbiotheria; Microbiotheriidae. The record is from RefSeq and is a predicted model, not a curated record. Gene Ontology annotation, molecular function: GTPase activity; GTP binding. Gene Ontology annotation, cellular component: dendritic spine. Gene Ontology annotation, biological process: modification of synaptic structure; small GTPase-mediated signal transduction.